AUGAAGUACAAUCCAAGAGUUUCCUCUUCCCGGCGCAAGAACCGGAAGGCUCACUUCACGGCGCCCUCGUCGGUCCGCCGUAUCCUGAUGAGCGCCCCGCUCUCCACCGACCUCCGCCAAAAGUAUAACGUGAGGUCCAUGCCGGUGCGCAAGGACGACGAGGUUCAGGUGGUCCGCGGCACAUACAAGGGCCGCGAGGGCAAGGUUGUCCAGGUCUACCGCCGCAAGUGGGUGAUCCACAUCGAGCGCAUCACCAGGGAGAAGGUGAACGGAUCGACCGUCAACGUCGGAGUCCACCCUUCCAAGGUCGUCGUCACCAAGCUGAAGCUCGACAAGGACCGCAAGUCGCUGCUCGACCGCAAGGCUAAGGGGCGCGCCGCCGCCGACAAGGACAAGGGCACCAAGUUCACUGCUGAGGAUAUUAUGCAGAGCGUCGAUUAG
Linum tenue is the source of this 441-nucleotide messenger RNA. The record is from the annotation of a GenBank genome assembly. Lineage: Eukaryota; Viridiplantae; Streptophyta; Magnoliopsida; Malpighiales; Linaceae.